GAUCAAGAGUGAGCUGCUCGGGCAGGCCAAGUGAAACGAAUCUACCCAUCCACCGGGAAACGAAUGGCACUUGGAAAGGUGAACAGGAGUUUGGAUAGGCAUUGGACGUGAUUCUUGAUUCGUCGUCGCAACGUCCAUCUCUUGAUCUCCCUCUCGGUAUCGAAUCUCGGCACUUCUAUCUCAUACACCCUACCACCUCGCGUGUCGCUCGCCUUCCACAACGUCGCACCUCAACCUCGUCUCGUCAUUUCAUACUCACGGCUACCUGUUUGACCUCCGAUCCCGUAUGUCGUAUCUUCUGCGCGGCAGCACCACAUUUACCACCAUGGGCUGGGUUGACAAGGUGCCACGAGCCGGGAAACUUUAUAUUGGCGGCUUGUAUGGCCUGUACCAGACGGACUUAAUUGCAGCCGCAGGUGUAACGCAUGUCUUAUCGGUCAUCGAUUAUGAUCCUUUGUUGCAAGAGAAAUUCGCUCAUCUGACGCACCUUCACAUUCGUGCCGACGAUCAUCCCAACGAAAACCUUUUGCAAUACUUUCCCGAAGCAGUGCAUUACAUCGACCAUGCGCUGAAUGAAACGACCCGCAAGAGUGAGGACGAAAAAGCAAAAGGCCAAGACGAAGGCCAAGAAGAUAGGGGAGGCGUGUUCGUGCACUGCGCGAUGGGUAAAUCGCGCUCUGCUACACUCAUCGUCGCAUAUUUGAUGUGGAAAUACCACCUGGACCCUGCGACAGCCUUGGAGCAACUGUGCGAGGGCAGACCGGUAUGCGACCCCAACCCAGGAUUCAAGGAGCAGCUGCAGGUAUGGGAGAGGAUGUGCAAGAGUGACAAAGAGGAGGGGAAGAUGACGAUUUACAACCGCUGGAAACAAACCAGGUUCACGGGAGAAUACUGGGAAUGGGACCGUAGGGGACCCGGGUUUAAGGCAAAUCUUUGAGCUUCCGAGGAAGCGUACGAAUCGUGGGCUGGAGCAGCGUCUAUCAAGGCUUUUUUCUACCUAUCAUCUUCCUGGCGUGCUCGAACUGCACAUGGGCGCGAGUCGUCCCUAUCCACAUAUAAGGCUUCCGAGGAGCGUCGGCUAUAGGUCCCGCCAUCUACGUGCUCAUCCGUGGGUCAGCGACGGCCCGGAGCCCGCGCGACAGCCGCUCAAACCAACCCAUCAAACUACCCCGGACAUAACUCCGCAAAAUCGAAAUCAUCAAUGAAAGGUCGGGACUGGUCAGUUUCACCGCCAAGCGGUAGGUUCGACUGGAUGCACAGAAAACAUUCGAUCUUCGAUCAGAUUC
Molecule: messenger RNA, 1286 nt
Organism: Dothidotthia symphoricarpi CBS 119687
Lineage: Eukaryota; Fungi; Ascomycota; Dothideomycetes; Pleosporales; Dothidotthiaceae
Product: phosphatases II
Exons: 1
Coding region: 287-937 (216 amino acids)
Biological process (GO): protein dephosphorylation
Cellular component (GO): nucleus
Molecular function (GO): protein tyrosine/serine/threonine phosphatase activity
Source: RefSeq, a predicted model, not a curated record